This is a messenger RNA of Closterium sp. Yama58-4, 834 nucleotides long. NCBI's taxonomy places the organism in Eukaryota, Viridiplantae, Streptophyta, Zygnematophyceae, Desmidiales, Closteriaceae. The record is from the annotation of a GenBank genome assembly.
AUGGUGCAGAAAAGGCAGCGAGCAGAGGCAGGACCGAGCAAGCGCAAGUCGCCUCGCUUCGCUGCUGCGGAGAACCCUGUGAAAGAGGAUAAGGAAGAUCCGACGGCCUCAAAUGAGAAGAAUAAUGAAUCUACGGCUGGCGAUGAGGCGAAUCCGAAGGACCUUUACGCGGUGCUGGGAGUGAGUCGCGACGCGACGCACGCGGAGAUUCGCAAGGCGUAUCACCGCAUGGCGCUUCGGCUGCAUCCCGACAAGAACCCGGGCGAUGCGACGGCCAAGGAACGCUUCCAGGCGCUGCAGCGGGUGUUUGCCGUGUUGGGGGACGCUGAGAGACGGAAGAUAUACGACGAGACUGGCCUUACUGGCGAUGGGGACGGCGAGGAUGGCACUGGACUUUCGGGCAACACCGUUGCAGACCUUUACAAGUUCUUCCGAACGAUGUAUAGAGAGAUCACAGUGGCUGACAUUGUGGCGUUCGAGCGGCAGUACAGGGGGUCGGAGCAGGAGGCGAAGGAAUUGAAGGAGCUAUACGAGCGAUUCAAAGGGCGGAUGGACAUGGUGCUGGAGUGCCAGGUCUGUGCGCGGCCGGAGGUUGACUCGCAUCGCUUCAAGGAUAUACUCGAUGCUGCUAUCGAAUCAGGCGAGCUGAAGGCUACUAAGGCGUACAAGAAAUGGGCUGCAGAAGUAGCCAAGAAACCUGCUCCUGCCGACCCUCUUGCUGCAAACAAAGAUGAGAGCAACCAGGAGCUGAUGGCGUUGAUUCUCAACCGGCGAUCGGUGAGGGCUAAAGCUGCCGAUGAUCUGUUUGAGUCUCUGGCAGCUAAGCAUGCAUAA